CCAAAACAAAUGAUUUAAUUCAGUGCCAUGGACCGUUUUUAAAGAUGAAUGAUUUUUAAAAUAUUACGGGUAUUUUAGGCGUAUUUGCUGUACGCGAAAUUUGCUGAAUCACGGCAAGUCAGAGGUAAGCGAAUUUCAUACUCUUGACGUGAAAGAGAGUUCUCGUUCUACUUUGUCUGUUCCUGGAAAUGCAAUCGGGCGCUCAAUAAGAAAGUGUAACUUUUCAGAUUGUAAGCAAGCCGAGGUGGAUGUCAUGAUAGUUUUGGAUAGUUCACAAAGUAUGGACGAGGUUUUUCAAGAGCAGAAAAAACUGCUGCUGGAGCUGGCCAAGACAAUGCCCAUUUCUGCAGAAGCAACGAGGGUGUGUUUGAUCCAGUACAGCAAGACGCCUAUCCUCGUUUACCCGUUCACCGCCACUCAAAACAAUUCGGCGUUCUACAAAGUGGUCAGCGGUCUCUCUGACCUUGGCGGCGAAACGAAUACCGCUGAAGCGAUCAAAUUUGGCCUACGGGAGCUAAAGAACAGCGGUCGCAGUAGAGUCGAGGAAGUGUUCGUACUCAUCAGUGACGGUAACUCGUUCAACAGCUGGAAGACCGUGCUUUCAACGGCAAAGGAACUGCAUGAGUCUGGUGCAAAGAUUCUAAUCCUAGGUCUAGGCAGGCAUAUUUAUAUGCCAGAAUUGAAGGUAUACACUGGCAAAACAGGGCAUCUCUUCUCGAAGGAAAGCGCUGCCAAGUUCGAGGGUUUGAUGAGGGACUUGGUGGGAGAAAUUUGCGGCGGCACGUCAGGGACGAUACCAAUCGUGAUAGAACCUCCUACGAAGCCGGCCCCUGCAGUUCGUCUCACCACCGUCGCUGGAAAAGCAACCCAACCGCCUCCCAAGGUUACUCCUGGAACCAUGAGACCUCAGCAUACGACAGCUAAGGUGUCAACAACAAGGAAAAGCGAAGUGCUUACGCCUAGAAAGCCAGAAGCUGCCCGCGGAGCCCAAGCCGACAACUCGAAGACCAGGGGUUGUGACCAUGUCACGCAUCCAUACAGUACCUCAUGGCUUGCCUACGACCUCAACAAUGGCGCAUCCCGCUAG
Molecule: messenger RNA, 1087 nt
Organism: Soboliphyme baturini
Lineage: Eukaryota; Metazoa; Nematoda; Enoplea; Dioctophymatida; Soboliphymatidae
Source: the annotation of a GenBank genome assembly